Molecule: messenger RNA, 999 nt
Organism: Brassica napus (rape)
Lineage: Eukaryota; Viridiplantae; Streptophyta; Magnoliopsida; Brassicales; Brassicaceae
Product: adenylate isopentenyltransferase 7, mitochondrial-like
Biological process (GO): cytokinin biosynthetic process; tRNA modification
Cellular component (GO): mitochondrion
Molecular function (GO): tRNA dimethylallyltransferase activity
Source: RefSeq, marked provisional
AUGAAAUUCUCAAUCUCAGCACCGAAGCAGGUACAACCAAUCUUGAGCUUCAAAAACAAACCAUCCAUUGUCAACGUCAACUCUUUCCUCCAUCCUCACGAAAAAGUCGUCUUCGUAAUGGGAGCCACUGGAUCCGGCAAGUCUCGUCUCGCCAUCGACCUAGCAACACGGUUUCAAACAGAUAUCAUAAACUCCGACAAGAUCCAAGUUUACAAGGGCCUCGACGUCCUUACAAAUAAAGUGACACCUCAAGAAUGUCGAGGCGUGCCUCACCACUUGCUCGGGGUAUUUGACUCGGAAGAUGGAAACCUAACGGCCACCGACUUCGCUCUCCUUGCGUCACAAGAGAUCUCAACACUCUCAGCUAACAACAAGCUUCCUAUAGUAGCCGGUGGAUCAAACUCAUACAUCGAAGCACUUGCGAACCAUUCGUCUGGACCAUUGUUAAACAACUACGAAUGUUGUUUCAUUUGGGUCGACGUUUCCUUACCAGUUCUUAACUCUUUCGUCUCAAAACGUGUCGAUCGUAUGAUGGAAGCAGGAUUACUAGAUGAAGUAAGACAAGUAUAUGAUCCCAAAGCGGAUUAUUCUGUCGGGAUACGACGAGCUAUCGGAGUCCCCGAGCUCCACGAGUACUUACGGUACGAAUCUCUAGUGGACCGUGCCACACAAAGAAAGAUGCUUGACGUAGCGGUUAAAAAGAUCAAACAGAACACAGAGAUAUUAGCUUGUCGACAGUUACAAAAGAUUCAACGCCUGAGCAAGAAGUGGAAGUCGUGUAUGCACCAUGUGGACGCCACGGAAGUGUUCUUGAAACAUAAUGAAGAAGAAGCAGACGAGGCUUGGGAGAAUCUUGUAGCGAGACCAACAAAGAGAAUCGUCGACAAGUUUUCUAAUAGACAUGUGAUGAAAAAUGAUUCUGUUGAGCAUUGUUUGACCACCAUUGGAGCGGCGUCAUAGGACGGAGGAAGUGGAAGUAGGGCUCACAAUAUGAUAUGA